UGGCACCACUGAGAUGCUCCUUUCCUCAGUCUGUGAGGCAGUGCCUGGAGCCUUCUGAGCCAGGAGAUGCCCAUGGGUGGGUGUACUCCUCGAGAGGAGAGGGGUUAGUCUCCAUCCUCCACCCAGGAUGGAAGUGCCCGACAUCACAAUCCCAGAGUAGGAAGGACCCUGGGAUGUGAUCCAACCUGACCUUCCAAGUAAUGCAGAACGCCUUUGGGCAGCUUCCGAGCAGAUGGCUUUUCAAGUGCCCGGCAGGUGCCAGGAGGCUGGCUUCCUGUCUUCCCAAGUGGAGGUCAUUCCUGUGGUCACACACUGGAAGUGACAGGCUGGCGUGCUGGCGAGGAUAAUCACAGCUCUGGGUUGCUGCAGAAAUGUCCCACAGGAGAAUGCAGCUGGCCCUGUCUCUGGUCUUCAUCCUCUGUGGCCUGUUUAAUAGCAUCUUCUCUGAAAAGCAACAACACUCUCAACAGCAUGCGAACCUAGUCUUAUUAAAGAAAAUUUCAGCUUUCUCCCAGAAGAUGGAAGCUCACCCUAAGGCUUUCGCCCAAGAAUUGUUCAAGGCUUUGAUAGCUGAGGAUCCCAAAAAGAAUAUCAUCUUCUCCCCCGUGGCCAUGACCAUCACCCUGGCCACCCUCUCCCUGGGGAUCAAAUCCACAAUGAGCACCAACCACCCCGAGGACCUGGAACUUGAGCUCAAACUGUUGGAUGCGCACAAGUGCUUACAUCAUCUUCUUCACUUGGGGCGUGAGCUAGUGAAGCAGAAGCAACUGAAGCACCAGGACAUUCUCUUUCUCAACAGCAAAAUGAUGGCCAACCAGAUGCUUCUGCACCAGAUAAGCAAGCUGCAGAAAAUGGACAUCCAGAUGAUUGACUUUUCAGACACAGAAAAAGCCAAGAAGGCCAUCAGCCACCACGUGGCUGAAAAAACACAUACGAAAAUCACAGACUUAAUCACCGACCUGAACCCUGAGACCAUCCUAUGUCUUGUCAACCACAUUUUCUUCAAAGGCAUCUUGAAAAGAGCUUUUCAGCCCAAUCUCACCCAGAAGGAGGACUUCUUUUUGAAUGACAAAACCAAAGUGCAGGUGGACAUGAUGAGAAAGACAGAACAGAUGCUUUACAGCCGGUCAGAGGAGCUAUUUGCUACGAUGGUUAAGAUGCCUUUCAAAGGAAAUGUGUCCCUAAUCCUCAUGCUCCCAGACGCAGGACACUUUGACAAUGCUCUUAAAAAGUUGACUGCUAAGCGAGCUAAACUUCAGAAAACCAGUAACUUCAGACUGGUGCACUUAACUUUGCCCAAGUUCAAGAUCACCUUCGAGAUAAACUUUAAGCAUCUGCUUCCCAAGAUUAACUUAAAGCAUCUGCUUCCCAAGAUUGACCCCAAACAUACGCUGACUACCACAGCAAGUUCACAGGACGUCACAUUGAAGGCUCCCCUGCCUAAUUUGGAGGCCCUGCAUCAAGUUGAGAUAGAGCUGAGCGAGCAUGCCUUAACCACGGACACAGCCAUUCACACAGAUAAUCUGUUGAAAGUCCCUGUGAACGCGAAGGAGGUCCCAGUGGUUGUGAAGUUCAACAGACCCUUCUUGCUGUUUGUGGAGGAUGAGAUGACUCAAACAGACCUCUUUGUGGGCCAAGUCCUCAACCCCCAAGUUGAGUAGAGGCAGGGCCAUGCUGUGCAGCACAGAAUCUUAGCAGGCCAUGAAUAAAAAGAGUACAAUUCA
Molecule: messenger RNA, 1724 nt
Organism: Capra hircus (goat)
Lineage: Eukaryota; Metazoa; Chordata; Mammalia; Artiodactyla; Bovidae
Gene: SERPINA14
Product: serpin peptidase inhibitor, clade A (alpha-1 antiproteinase, antitrypsin), member 14
Exons: 5
Coding region: 372-1661 (429 amino acids)
Biological process (GO): negative regulation of endopeptidase activity
Molecular function (GO): serine-type endopeptidase inhibitor activity
Source: RefSeq, a predicted model, not a curated record